Messenger RNA from Syngnathus typhle (broad-nosed pipefish), 3033 nucleotides. Its product is annotated as CD59 glycoprotein-like. Lineage: Eukaryota; Metazoa; Chordata; Actinopteri; Syngnathiformes; Syngnathidae. The record is from RefSeq and is a predicted model, not a curated record. The transcript is spliced from 9 exons. The coding region runs from base 1823 to 2176 and encodes 117 amino acids.
AUGUCAUGUGACCAAUCUUGGUUUAUUGUUGUGAGUGAACUUCCCUCACUCUCACUCCCCUCGUCUGUCUUCAACAUGAAUUCUUCGUUUUUAUCUUCAUCUACGCAGGUGUCUACGUCAGACGUUGGUGUCAUGGUUCCUUUGUCUAUGUUUUCCGUGUUCUCCAUCUCGUUCUGGUGUUGUGGCACAUUAUUGGCAGAUUGCUGGAGUUCCAGCUUGUUCAGUGUCUGAAGAAUGAAAAUGUUCAUGGGUGAAGGUAAACACUCUUACAGAACCUAUACAACAACCAUCCAAUCGGGAAUUUGAGCUAUGUCUGUGCUAAUGUGUUCACCUGAGUGAGGGUCGUCUCCGCACAUCGGUCCUUCAGCAUACACUGUUCGGAUUGGACAGCGAGAUGCCACACCUGCAGCUGCUCUUCCAAAAGCCUCCAACAAAGAACAAAUCAAAUGUUGAUGAAUGCCAUCUAAUUGGCUUUUUAACAUUGGAAGGUUUUUAUUUUCCACUUACCGUUUGUCUUUGUGCAGGUUCCUGACUUCAGUGAGCAGAGUGGAUACUUCCAACUUAGAAUGCAAAACAAAUGGCCAUCAGAUAUCCAUUUUAGAAAACAUCCGUGGCAUUAAUCAGAGCAACAAAAAUAUCAGUCACUCAAUGAUCAUGUUAAUCAUUUCUUGAAAUCCUACCACAUUUGCUUUUGAAUCAGCUAACCUGUUGGAAUGUAAAUUGUGACCAAUGUUCCAUUUAUCUUCGACCCAAUUUACAUGACAUAACAUCUGCCUUUCGACGGACACAUUGGUAGAGAAGUAGGCUAAAAUCAACAUUCAAGCCACAGCCUGUUUUCUCCAUUGCACUGCCGAUCAAAUGACAAAGAGCAGUUUGUUUACGAGUAACGACGCCUGACCUAUUGCCACUCGAAAUAGUUUGUGACGUCACGGUCAUUCUCUGUUGUGUAGCCAGACUUUCGGAUGGGAGGUCAUCAGAGGUCACCUGUUCUGGCAGUGUCUCCUCAGUCUGAAGGGACUUGGAUGAAAAGGAUUGAAGUUGUACUGUGGAAUCAUGGGAAACACAGACAACGGAAGAGGUGCUCCCACAUUCUUGGAGAGUGGCAGCAGAAUGGACAGGUGGCGCACUGGCCCUCCUUGAGUAGAUCGUCGUGGUAACAGGGAGUGACGAGCACGGUGCACGAUUGAAGAGAAAGUCUCUCGCCAUGUGGGCUGACAGGGAGAAGGUUUGUAGUAGGUUUGUUGCUUCAUUCAACCAACUUUGUGCCUCUUUCCAAAUUUUCUCUGGACACUUCAUGUCCCCUGUCACUUAACUCUUACCGGUGUGCAGAACUCCAUCACUGGAUGGUGACUCUUAUGUUUGCGUGUCUGUUGCUCCGACAAGAAGCAGCUCUGACAUAUGUGGACUUUCAGACACUUCACACAGCGAUGCCUGAAUCCACACACACUUUAUUUAUUAAUAAUAUGACAGCGGACGGGGUGAACGACCUUCUGACUUAUGAACAGGCGAUAGAGAACAGCCCCAAACACCCCUUCCUCCUGGAUGACCGCGGGAACCUGAACAUACGUUACAGGAGUCCGAUGACGAGAGCAUGAUGGGAAAUGUAGUUAGUUUGGAUUACCUGGUUGACAUCCUCCAAUAAAGAUCGAAGAGAUGACCUACUAAUGGAUCCAGAAGCACUUGCCGCUGUACACACCAGGGCUGAGACACAGUCACUCGUGUUACUGCUGCUCACCUGUCUGCUUCGGACCAAUGGACAGCCAGAACGACUGAUGACAUCAUACGGGUGGAAGAGGAGGAUUUGUGCUACGCUGUGGUGAACAUGAAGUUCUCGAUUAGCAUCUUUCUGCUGACCUGCUUCACUCUCAUGGGACUUGGCUCAGCAAUUCGCUGUUACAGUUGUAAAGACUACACGGCCAGUUGCUCCAAACAACGAGACUGCAGCUAUGACGACGCCUGCCUGACGCUCACAGAGAGAGGAGGUAUGACCUUCCGCCAGUGCCUGAAAUAUUCAGACUGCGAGUACAACCGACUGGGACAGAUGUUCCCACAGGUGUCCAGUUUUACAUUCAAGUGCUGCAACUCGGAUCUGUGCAACUCCGCCCAUUCUGCCACAGCGAGUUCUCUGAUUGGUGUGCUGGCAUCCGUAGCCGCCACAUGGUGGGUGAUCCGCUAAUGCCACCGAUUUGACGACUCAUCCCAGCUUACUGUCAAGCUAUCAAAGUCGAUGUGGAGCUAGCUGAUUAUUAGUUGGACAUGUGUCUUUUUUCAAUUUAUUUUUCUAUCAAUACUCACUGACGUUUGUAGAAUUUUAAUGUGUUUCCAAUUUAAUUAAUGUUGAACAAUGAAACAAAGACAAAUAGCACUUCAAGACUGGUCUCAUGAUGAUAAGGACAUAGAAAAGUAAAAUACUAGCAGUUGAUGAGUCAUGUACAUAAUUGCAAGGGACCGGUUGUAAUGGUAAAACCACAUAAAUAUGUACGAGGGUGUAAAUGUACACAAAAAUCACGUGAACAAAAUACAAAACAAACUGCUAAUCUCUUGUGUAAAUGGACAUAUUUGAUGACAUUUAAAAUGAAUCCGCAACAGUGCAAUAGUUAGUCUUUAUUUUGGGAAAUGACGCGGGCAACUACAGUAACAGUUUGACCAUUCUGAAUUCUUAUGCUGGCUUAUUAUGCUCUUUAAAUGCCUCUGGAAGUUGCGUUUGCACUGUGCUACUUAAAAAAAAAAACAUGUGGUUAGCCAUGACGUUGUCCGCUAGCCAGAAGCUGAGCUGCACUGUGUUUGUUUGUGGACUUGGUGUGUGGCAACUCCUCGUCCCUUACCUAACUGUUCAGUGUGGGAAUAAUCAUACAGUCAUGUUCCAUAACCGCCUAUGAAGUUGGUUAUGAAUUUAAGGCUUGAUUUGUGGCAAAAUGUGGCAAGCUUUUGCAGGCCUCGAGUUUGACACCUGUGCUUGAAUGUUUAUGUAAUCUUGUGAUUUACCUUGUAACUAAUAUUAACAAAAUAAAUGUGCACAAUGUCAAUAAUUUA